This is a messenger RNA of Aspergillus versicolor CBS 583.65, 534 nucleotides long. RefSeq names its product cupin domain-containing protein. Bases 1 to 534 code for a protein of 177 amino acids. NCBI's taxonomy places the organism in Eukaryota, Fungi, Ascomycota, Eurotiomycetes, Eurotiales, Aspergillaceae. The record is from RefSeq and is a predicted model, not a curated record. The transcript has a single exon.
AUGACAAUUCAACCGCCCUCAGAAAUCAAGAUCACCUCCCGUCAAAUCCAAAAGUGGGAGCGGAUCCCCAACACUUCCAUCCAGUCCAAGCCUCUCUUGAUCUACCACCAAGCCUUCGAUGCGUCAGCCGAUGCCUUAUCGAAGCAUCUUGACAAAAUAGGCGAGGUCUCCCCAAGCUGGGUUUACACUAUGUACAGCCAAACGCACUUCCAUUCCACUAGUCACGAGGUUUUGGGUGUCGUUUCUGGCUCUGCACGUCUUUGUUUCGGAGGAGAAGGGAAUCCUGAUCGGUUUGAGCCUGAGGUCUCUAAAGGGGACUUGAUUAUAGUCCCAGCUGGAGUAGGUCACCGACUUCUUUCCGAGUCUGGUGACACUGGCUCCUUUAAGAUGGUUGGCGCCUAUCCACGAGGUAAGUCCUGGGAUAUGUGCUAUGGACAGCCCGGGGAGGAAGGCAGUUGUCGGAACAUUGGGGGCUUAGAUUGGUUUCACGCGGACCCGCUGUAUGGGGAAGAGGGACCUGCAUUGCAUGUUUGA